CGAGGUGGUGGUGAGAGGGAGAGCUGGGGCUGGCGGAGCUGGUACGGGAGUCUGCUGCCGUCUCCCCCGGGCCGUGUCAGCGCGGUGAGCCCGGCCGGACGGCUCCCAGCAUAUCUUGGUACAGAAGACUGGACAUAAGGUGGAAAGGAUGAAAGGUUCAUUCUGAGGUUGACUCAUUGUUCCUUAGCCUUCCUGCCCCCCUUUGAAGGGGGAGACAAAAACCUAUGCUCAUAAGAGCCUCCCUAAAAGCGAGGAAGCUGGCAUUAGUGCUCCUUUCAGUCUGGCUGCAUGUUUAGUAUGCAGAUUGUGCCUCCUCACUAAUGAGAGGGAGAAUGGGAACCCAGGGAAGCCCUGUGAAGAGCUAUGAUUAUCUGCUCAAGUUCCUGUUGGUAGGAGACAGUGAUGUUGGGAAAGGAGAAAUCCUGGAGAGCCUUCAAGAUGGAGCAUCGGAAUCCCCUUACGCCUAUAGCAAUGGAAUUGACUACAAGACGACCACUAUCUUGCUGGAUGGCAGAAGGGUCAAAUUGGAACUCUGGGACACAUCUGGCCAGGGAAGGUUCUGCACCAUUUUCAGAUCCUACUCCAGAGGUGCUCAGGGAAUUCUCUUGGUGUAUGACAUCACUAACCGUUGGUCCUUCGAUGGGAUAGACCGCUGGAUAAAGGAAAUAGACGAGCAUGCUCCAGGUGUCCCCCGGAUUUUGGUUGGAAACAGGCUUCACCUAGCUUUCAAGCGACAGGUACCCACGGAGCAGGCCCGUUCCUACGCUGAGAAGAACUGCAUGACAUUCUUUGAGGUCAGCCCACUGUGCAACUUCAACGUGACCGAGUCCUUUACAGAGCUGUCUCGCAUCGUGCUAAUGCGGCAUGGCAUGGAGAAGAUCUGGAGACCUAACAGAGUGUUCAGCUUACAGGAUCUCUGCUGCCGUGCGAUAGUCUCCUGCACACCGGUCCACCUCAUUGACAAGCUGCCACUGCCUGUCACCAUCAAAAGCCACUUGAAAUCUUUCUCCAUGGCCAAUGGAAUGAACGCAGUGAUGAUGCACGGCCGGUCAUACUCCUUGGCUAGCAGUGGGGGCGGGAGCAGCAGCAAAGGUAACAGCUUGAAGAGAUCCAAAUCAAUCCGCCCACCGCAGAGCCCCCCACAGAACUGCUCACGCAACAACUGCAAGAUAUCUUAGCAAGACUGUAAUGCUGUGCGCUCCAAAUACACCCACCCACCGAUGUACAGAUGUUUGCACACGUAACCCUUUUCAAUAGGAUCCUUUUGAACGUUUCUGGGUCACUUUUUUGAUGACAUGCAUAGCUUUGGGAAACGAGUUCAGCUUAACGUUCAGACCAUCAUAUCGACUGGAUCCCACAUCGCUGGUAAAGGGGAUGGUGCCAAGUGAACCUUCAGGAAUGCUUUGGGAUUUUCCUCAGCCUGGGUGGAAAACUCAGCAGCUGCCGGCAUGGGGGAGGGACAAGCUCGUCCAGUCUUGACAGAGGAGGGGAUUUAGCAGAAGAUCAAGAGGCUUAUGGGGUGGUCAAGGGAGAAUCUGUGCUGCAACUGUAACUCUUGAACUCCCAGAUGCAUUGCUGGUGCGAUAGUGAACAGUGGACUUCUAAGAAUAAACGGGGCAUAAGAUGAUGGCAAAUUCUACCUGGACUUUAACCUGCCAUUGACAAAAAAGAGGCAAGAGUUGGCCAAUUGGGAAUCUGAAGGAAGCAGUCCUGCUUGCCUUUCACUUAUUUAUAUAAAAAUUAUAGAGAGAGAUCUCAGUUGUUUUUUUUUUUAAAGAAGCAGUCAGGGAAAAUUUUAUGCAGCCAUGUAAAUAGAAGCAUGGGACCUCUGUUUGCAAUGCACCAGUUAAGGGGGAGGAAAGGAGAGGGGGGAUUUUAAGGUGAAUAUCUACAAACACUUUGGGGGAAUUGUACAAGCAGGAUUGCUCUGGGUUUGUUUUAAAUACUAUCUAUGUGAAAGGAGAGAGCGAUAUGUAUGCUACACUCCGGAUCCUUCCUUUUCUGAACAUUCCUGGUAACAAGGGUGAGGGUCUAGGAGGGGGCUGGGAUUUAAAUGUAAUGGUGAGAGGGACAGAGGCUGAUUGUACUCUCACUUAAACUAAAACCCAAAUAGAGUUGCAGCUGUGAGGCUGCCCUGGCCUGCAGGAGCCUGAAGACAAAGAUUCUGUCAGACCAAAUAUGAGAGACCCAAAAGUCAGCUGGUACCAGGUUUAUUUUCCCAUGACAGGCAGCAUCUUCUCAUGUGAGGUUUGUUGAUCAGUGCUGGCCUUGAGGAGCUGCAGGCAUAGAAGUAAAACACUUCUGCUGGGACUGCAGUGGAGAGAGAAACACAGCUUGGUCACAAGCUACCCUUCUGGGGUCACUGUUCCUUCCCCCAUUCUCCCCAGUACUGCUAUUUAUCCCUCCCAUUCUUCUGGGCCAUAAGGUCAACCCACUAAUAGGCACGGAGACUUUGAGCAGGCCCUGAAUGCAAGGUCCUUUCUGCACCUGUAAAUACCCACUUCACCUUUCCAAGGAACAUCUAAUCUUCUAACAUUGCCCAUGGCUCCUCUUCUAGAUGGGGGCAGGAGAAGGGAGAACACACUUCACAUUGGAGUGUAGCAUAUUAGAACUGAUCAGGACUUGAGCACUAGUAGCCAUUCUAAGUGGUAUUAAAAUGCAGCCUUGCUAGUCUGGAGUUUGCCUGCAUUGGAUGAUCAAGACAGCCAUGAUUGCUGUUCAGUGGCAGGAAAACAUGAAAGCAAAUGCACUGGCUUGUUUUUAUUGUCACCUAGGUUUUCACAGCUUCUAGAGCAAGCAAUCUCUCUAACUGGCAAUGUGCUUGGCAUAGGCAUGUGAUGUUAGAGAAAUCCCAUCUAGGACAAUAGCAGCAGCUUCCCUUACUUAGUCCCAUAGCAGUAGGACUUUUAACUUUCCACUAGGGCUUCCAGCGGAGGUAGUGCCCAGUCCUUGUUAAGCUAGAGAGGCUGAUUACAGUUCAAUGCAAGUUCAGUCAUAGGUUAGUGA
Messenger RNA from Chelonoidis abingdonii (Abingdon island giant tortoise), 3006 nucleotides. It is a transcript of the gene RAB40C, whose product is annotated as RAB40C, member RAS oncogene family. Gene Ontology annotation, biological process: intracellular signal transduction. The record is from RefSeq and is a predicted model, not a curated record. Gene Ontology annotation, molecular function: GTP binding; GTPase activity. Lineage: Eukaryota; Metazoa; Chordata; Testudines; Testudinidae.